Molecule: messenger RNA, 1967 nt
Organism: Anguilla rostrata (American eel)
Lineage: Eukaryota; Metazoa; Chordata; Actinopteri; Anguilliformes; Anguillidae
Product: Fc receptor-like protein 5
Exons: 11
Coding region: 11-1708 (565 amino acids)
Biological process (GO): cell surface receptor signaling pathway
Cellular component (GO): plasma membrane
Molecular function (GO): transmembrane signaling receptor activity
Source: RefSeq, a predicted model, not a curated record
UCGGCCCCAAAUGUCUCUGGGGGUUGGCGGGGCACACCUCAAACGUUCCAGACGAGGAAUACCUCCAGUGUGGCUGCCGUUUCCCGGUUCCAGUCAAAGCCAGAGUCCACAUCAGCUCCUUUGCCGGCCUGGGCUCCGAUUGAAGAUGGGAUCUCUCAGACACAUCGCAGUGACAGUGGGUUUGUGCAGUCUGUUUACAGUGACAAGGGGCUUAGUUUUGGGGAAGCCGAUCCUUCACGCCCCGAAUGUUUCCCUGGCGGGUGAAAUUGAAACCAUUUCCUGCUUUGUGCCUGAUGCGCCGAAGACGGAAGCCAUCUUGUACGAGCUAUACCAGGAAAACAAGGCCAAGGCAUUCGGGGACUACACGGCCUAUGAUGGCCACGCCGCCAACUUCACUCUUCAGGCUAAGCCGGACUACGACGGAAACUUCUUCUGCAAGGCGAGCGUGCAGAACAUCUCCGCCGUGCCCUCCACCGUCAGCGAUGUCCACUACCUCAGAGUGAUCGUGCCUGUUGAAGGGGCGGAGCUUGUGUCAGAUCCGCCAUUGGCCGAGGUCUUCGAGGGGCGUGGCCUGACCCUGACAUGCACCGUGAAGACGGGCACACACGUCUCUUACCAGUGGUCCCACAACGAAAAUUCAACCAGGAUGUCCCAUCAUCGGUCCAGUGGCAACCGCCUGUAUGUGACAGAGGCAACCCUAGAGGAUGCUGGGAACUACUCCUGCCGGGCAACAAAUCAGCUGAAUGAGACUCAGAUUUACUCCUCCAGCGACCAUAUCUUCAUCAGGGUCAAAGUUUCCGUUUCCAAACCUAAAAUCUCGUUGACAGUACAUAAGGAGGAUGAUGGGUACGUAGCCAGUGUGACCUGCCGUUCAGACAAGGGGACCAAACCUGUCAACUUCACCUUCACGCUCCUCAAUGAAACCGGGGCACGGCAGAUCAUUCGGGAGGGGGACCCCCAUAGUGCCUCGCUCGCUGUUCCCGUCACCCUGAACCGAAAGGAGGGGGAGGUGCGCUGUGAGGCAGCCAAUGGCGAUAGGCCGGUGACCAGCGACACGCUGACCCUGGAAGUGGUGGCUGUAAAUGGGACUGUAAAGCUGACAUCAAAUCGCGUGGGGAGUUCCUCUGGUGUGGCUGAGCUCGCUCUCCAUUGCGAAGUGAAGCGUGGGACAUUCCCCAGAUACCACUGGUUCCUGAACGACUCCGGUUUGGAUGUGAGAGGGGACUUCUACAGCAUCCAAGGAGAUGGCCAGACUCUACUGCUGAAGUCCGUCACCGCCAGCAGUUCCGGCUUCUACCACUGUGUGGCGACAGACAGCUUUGACGAAAUGAACAGCAUCAACAGUGAAAAGUUAUUUAUUGACAAGAACGCACUAGCCGGUGUCUCUGCGGGUGUGUUUGCUGUGGUUCUCAGUUGCUUCCUCUUCCUGCUGUGCCUGCUGACAGGCUGCUGUGUGUAUGGAGCCAUAUACAGGCGAAGACUCUCCUCCAUGAAGCCCAGCCCGACCUUUAUCAGCCCAGAAACAGACAGCUUGGAAAGUGAAGAGGAGGAACCGGUUGAGUCGGAGUACAUGGAAGAUAUGGAACUGGUUAAAGCCGCCAACAUAGACUACACAGAAAAGGGUGAAGAGGAGUCUGUGGACGAAUGGCCAGAGAUAGAAAGAGCCCUUCAAAUAAGCUGCAUGGAUGAAGCAGUAACCGUCGUCUAGAGAGAGAUGGAGAUGGGUGGGAGAGAGAGACAGAGAGAAACAGAGAGAGGGGGGUGGGGUUAUCUGAACAUAGGAGUAAUCCUGCUGAGCACUAAACUUGAUGUACAGUAAACAAAUACAUAAAAUCAAAUAAUUGUAAGGUAUGGAUAUGCUUUGGAAAGUCCGAAAGUUUGGUUUGCAUUUAUGUAACAAUAGUUUGUUAAUGUUUUCAUUUUCAUACUCCAAUAGAAAAACUUUAACAAUAAAGUGCUUAAAAUAC